Messenger RNA from Anopheles bellator, 1472 nucleotides. RefSeq names its product DNA fragmentation factor subunit beta (gene Drep4). Gene Ontology annotation, biological process: apoptotic process; apoptotic DNA fragmentation. The record is from RefSeq and is a predicted model, not a curated record. The coding region runs from base 20 to 1315 and encodes 431 amino acids. Gene Ontology annotation, cellular component: cytoplasm; nucleus. The transcript has 5 exons. Gene Ontology annotation, molecular function: DNA endonuclease activity. Lineage: Eukaryota; Metazoa; Arthropoda; Insecta; Diptera; Culicidae.
CCUGGGAAGAUCAAAAAUCAUGUUCAACCUGUUCCCGAAACCCAACAAGGGACAACCGGUGGCUACGGCUGGACUGCUGCUCCAAGGCUACAAGAUUACCGACGUCGCGAGGAGCCGCAAAUACGGUGUGGCGGCCGACUCGCUUCGGAUGCUUCGGGCCAAGGCGUCGGAAAAAUUCAAGAUCGCCGAGUGUCGCGUGUACCUCGCACAAGAUGGGGUCGAGGUGAUGGACGAGGACUAUUUUCGCACACUACCAGCCCAAACUUUGCUGGUGAUCGCCGACAAGGACGCGAUCGUGCAAACGGAUUUCGAACUGAUGUACAAUGCCAUCAGAACAACUCACACUGAUCUUCUGAACGCGGGUGAGCUGGCCAAACAAUUCGUUGCCAAUAAUAAGCCGGAGAUCUCGAAAAUCCUGGUCGAUGCCCAGCGGGGACGCGAUGACCUGAUUCGACGCAGCUCCCGCCAGGACCACGAGCAAUGGUUUGAAGGAAUUGACGACCGUGUUGUGGUGACAAAGGAAGAAGUGAUGAAGCGGCGCGGCCAAGACCGGGUGCGUGGAUACUUUUACAAAACCAAGGAUGAGCUAACGAAGUGUGCUCUGUACCGCGCGAAUCCACUGGCACGCGAAGUGAUCGACGAAAUGAUUGAACUGUUCCGUCAACUUUUGGCCGGUUUCGACUACUUUAGCUGCAUGUUUGACCGCAGCUGCCAACAGCGGGUCACCGUUGAGGAGAAACCAACGGAUGGUGACCAUCACAAUUCGUCAGCAGAUGAAACGGACGCACAGCUUCGAAUCCCACCGAAACGGCUGAAGCUGUUAGUCCAACGUUCGCUGGGCCAAGAUUGCUGGAUCGAGCAGUACAAAUUGGCGUUGUGCAGCGAACUAGGCGAUUUUUCGUGUAUGGGACUGUGGGAGGACAAGUGGUGUCGGUACGGCAGCCACCGUAUCAAUCCGUAUGCCAGCCGGGAGAAUUUGAUAUUGUUUCAGGUGUGGAAUCUCGACCACCAGAUCGAAAUAAGCCGGACCAUACUGCCCUCGAUUCUGCACAACGUUGAACGGAUCGUCUCCCGCGGCAAAGGUGAGGCUAUGUGCAAGCGGCAUCGGCGCAAGGGCAAAAAACUUUCUGUGAUAACGUACUUUCUGGAACUGUUCACACUCCGAAACCUCAAGCUGGUGCACAUCGUGUGCCACGAUAAGGGCACUCACGAUCUCAUCUCGAACGGUACGAUAAUUUGUGAUCGGUGCGAGGAGUAUCAGUAUAUUAAGCAAUUCCAGCUUAGGCUACGCUCAAACGAAGAUGCUUUACUGUAAAGUGGCCGCUGCGAUUUCCUCGGAGAAGUGCAACGUUAAGCAAAUAUUUAAGCCAAUCUAUACUCACAAUAAAAGCACAUACAAUGUGCUCGCCAAUGUGUUCGCUAUUUAAGAAAUGACGUUAGUAUUAACUGCUAGCUGUAGAAACCCACUACCA